Echinostoma caproni is the source of this 834-nucleotide messenger RNA. The record is from the annotation of a GenBank genome assembly. Lineage: Eukaryota; Metazoa; Platyhelminthes; Trematoda; Plagiorchiida; Echinostomatidae.
AUGCCUCUACUACGCAAGCCCAAUCCUACGGUUUCUUUAACACCGUCUGCUUCUGUGCCUGUUACCUUGUCCCAGCCAAAGAGCUCCAAGAACGACAAAUCGAUCACUUAUACUUUUUCGUCCCCAAUACGGCGACCACCGUCCGUAGCUGCCGAACUGGUCAAGUUGUCCUCUUCGAACACGGUUCCGAAAUUUUCAUUCAGUAGUCCACUCCGGUCCUCUCGUUCCUCCAGUGCCCUAUUUUAUGCGCACAGCGAUUACCCCGUCUCCUCACAUACGAAUCCCAGCAACCCAGUUGUUUCCACUUCCAGCUCUCCAAUAUUCACACUUAUCGUGAAAUCGUCUGCUGAUUCGGACUCACAUACAACAUCUAAGGUGGCACCUAAGUUCGAAUUCGGCUCACCAAAACUGAUUUCUGUUCCAAGUACCACGGGGACUCAUCCAACAUUCACAUUCGGAUCGUCGUUCAGUGCGACUCCGGGUGCAUCAAACAUUUCCUCGACUAAUUCUAACCUGAACUCUGUCGCUCCAGCCACACAAACAGCACCCGCGUUUGGUGGAAUCCAGUUGGGAGCAUCAGUGUCUGCUCCUUUCUCUUUCGGCUCAGCACAACCCAAUUGUACUUCAUCCACAACAGCCGGAAAUAUUUUCUGCUUUGGGAGCAACACUCAGGCAACCGAUGCACCAGGAUCGAAGCCACCACUAAGCUUCGGUGCUCCAACACCAUUACCUCCUGGACAAAGUGCCAACAGUUCGUCCAACUUGUUCUCGGCCAAUGCCUCCGAGAUCAGCGCCCGUAAAAAGGUGCACGCAACUCGACGACUCAAUCGAUAA